Messenger RNA from Paramuricea clavata, 1971 nucleotides. The record is from the annotation of a GenBank genome assembly. Lineage: Eukaryota; Metazoa; Cnidaria; Anthozoa; Malacalcyonacea; Plexauridae.
CGAGUUGAAGCUGUGAAGAGUAAAGACUGAUUGAAGAGAACAAAUUUUUGUAAAUUAUUUUUUGUUGGAAAGUUCUUCUGGAAGUGCACUGAAGAAAGCUAUGGCAUCUUACAAACAUGGUAUAAACCUCUUCCAUUUAAUAUUGUUGGCGGAACUGUUCUUAGCUUUUAGCGAAAGCAAAGCUGAUGGUGCAAAGUUGAGGUAAAUCAAUUUUAAUAUAGAAAUUUUACUCGAAAGGAAUAUUUUCAGCGUGUUUCUUGUUUUUCAACUGUUCGAAUAAAUGCUUAACGAAGUUAAUAUUGUGACUGAUUCACAUUCCUUUCUUUUCUUUACCUUUCUCACAUUAUUUAUCUUAUCCCACAUUUCAACACUAGCAGCCAAUUAGAAGGGAAAUCUCCACGUCGCGGACCUCUAGGCCAAUUACUUGGACAAGAUGGUAAGCAAUGUCUUUGAUUUUAGUAGAAUUUUUCCGAAAGCCGUUCUCUGAAACGUACACGUCCUAUACGUAAUAUUACGUGAAUGCGCACAUACUAUAUACUCAGGCUCUAUUAUCCAGAAAAUGUUACUGAGCACGCGAUGGAAAACUAAAUAUGUACCAAGGAGUAGCCGUGUUGUAAGUACUCGUUACUGAAGUAACGCGUUGCUAAUUUCUAAUUACUUUGUGAGUAUUUUCACAGUAACUAAUUACUUCUUGUACCAAAGUAAUUUGUAACGUAAUUAAUAGAGACCUUACGAUUUAAGACGGCAACGCGACGGGGACGGCUAUAAAUACAAUGGAAUUUACUGUAGUUAAGAAAAGAAAUGAAUAAUUAAUAUCCCACGAGAGUUUUAGACGUUGUCCUCGCUCUUGUUUACAACGGUAAACUGCAGAUUUAUACGUUUUUUGUGCGACGUCUUCAUUUCAAGCCGCGAGAAGCGGUACCUAGCAAAUUAGCUCAGUAUCGAGGCAGAAAUUGUUUCAACCAGAAAGCCCUUAGAAAAAGUUUUAGAUUCAUAUGAUUGAUAAUACAUAACAAGCUCUUUUUAUAAUCACUUAUUUGAAUGCGUUUGUUUUUGCCGCUGUCGUUCUCGUCUUACAUCGUAAGGUAUCUAUUUACUUUUUGAAGGAAACGAGUAAAACAAGGUAACGUUGCUUUAAUUUUCCCUAAGAUAACGUAGAGCCGAAAGGAGCAAUAUGAAUUUUUUUUGGAAUUUUCUUCUUUGCAGCCCCAGUUGCUCAUAUUGACAACGGAAUACUGAAUGGAAAAGAAGAGGACUCGCACAAUCCAAAAAAACGAAUCGUAGCCGCUACUGCGGCAGUCGUUUCAGCCGGAGCCGUGACCAUAAGUGCUUUGAUAGCUGCCGUCAAUGCAAUUGGAAAUGUUCAACGAAAGAUUUCGAUCGGCAUUACAAAUGACGGGCGUUACCAGUUUGAAGCUCUCAACACAUAUUUUUUCUCCGGAACAUCUGACCAAGUACUACCAAAUUACGUCCCUCCCAACAAGGGCGUAAUUUAUACAGCAAGAAAAACCAGUGGAGCUGCAACGGGAGCGGUUGGUGUAAUCUCUUUCUACAUAACAAACGAAGAUAUAACCCUUUGUGUUCUCUUCAGCGUACCCUAUGAUUACAAUUUGUAUUCGAACUGGUGGAAUGCGAAGGUUUAUCAGGGCAAGAAAUACGCAAAUUACAACGCCUACAAUGAUCUCUAUUAUAGCAGCAGCCCGUUUAAAGGAGAUAAUCGGUAUCAUUCUAAAAGCCUUGGUUGGCACUACACGGCAAAAGGUGUCAUGAGUAGUUCAGGAACAGGCUACCUACAACUAAGUGUAAAGAAACAGUGAAACUUAUAUCGUUUCCUCAAAACCUUUUUACUUUAAUCCAGCAAUGUAUCCGUUAUUCUGUUUAGUGAUAGUGUGAACAAGAAAGAACGUUUAAGGAUUUGAACAAAUCCUUAAACGGCAAUCAAUUGGUAAAUAAAAUACAAUUAAUUUGCUC